Molecule: messenger RNA, 7504 nt
Organism: Plutella xylostella (diamondback moth)
Lineage: Eukaryota; Metazoa; Arthropoda; Insecta; Lepidoptera; Plutellidae
Source: RefSeq, a predicted model, not a curated record
AUUUGAGCAUACAACAUGUUUUUAUAAGAGGCAGUUAGAAAGGCAAUUAGCAAGUGCAAGUGCAGUCAAGAUGAAGUCGACCUUUUGCAUUCUUGCGAUUGUGGCCUUCGCUGCGGUUCAAGCUUAUCCAAAACCACGAGUGAUCACAUCAAGCAGCGCCACUCACGCGCAAAAAGAUGUCUCCAGGGCCGAAACUGCCUCUACCGCCAGUGACGGAUCAGCAGUCAGCAAUGUCUCCGAGUUAGACAAUGAGGCCGUCUCCAACGACAACUCUCGCUCAUACGCCGACGGUAACGGAAACGCCAUCACUUCAUCAUCACACAACGAUGCUCAAACUUACGCACAAAGCACUGGCAACACCGUUAGCAAUGCUGACGGUACAUCCGCUACAUCCAGCACCCUGGACAGCACCUCCACGUCUAACCAGAGCAGUGACAUGAGUGAAUCCCUGAACGACGACGCUGACCAGGCUGCAUUCGAGAGUGCAGCUGGCUAUGGCUCAGCAUCAGGAUCAGCAUCAUCCGGCGCAACUGCAGCCUCUGGUUCAGCCGAUGGUAGUGGAGGAUCAGGAUCCGCGUCAUCAGGGUCUACAGCCGCAUCUGGCUCCUCAGGUGGUUCUGGAUCAUCCGGAUCAGCGACGUCAGCAGGAUCAGCCGCCUCCGGAGGUGUAGGCGGAAGCAACGGCUCAUCUGCAGCAGCAGGAUCUGGAAGUGGAAGCAGUGCAGCAGGAGCCUCAUCAUCAGGCGGAAACGGCUCAGCAGCCGGAUCAGCAGCAUCAGGCAGUGGAAGCUCAUCAUCAGGAGCAGCAUCAAGUGGAAACGGAUCAUCAUCAGGAGCUGCUUCAAGCGGAAACGGUGCAUCAUCAGGAUCCGCAUCAGGUGGAAAUGGUGCAGCAGCCUCAAGUGGAGGAAAUGGCGCAUCUGUAGCAUCUGCAUCUGGUAACGGAGGAACAGGAUCUGCCACGUCCUCUACAGGACCUGGGUCUGCAGCGGCUGGUUCAAAUGGUGGAAGUGCUGGCUCUACAUCAUCAGUAGCGGCUUCAGGAGGACCAGGCUCGGCUGCUGGGGCUGCCUCUGCAGGAAAUGGAGGAUCAGCAUCAUCAGCAUCUGGCGGCAACGCUGGGUCAGCAUCAUCAGUUGGUGGAAACGGAAACUCAGCUACAGGAGCUGCCUCUAGUGGAAACGGUGGAUCAUCAGCUGGAGCGGCAUCCGGAGGAAACGGAGGCUCAUCUUCUGCAGCUUCAUCUGGUGGAAACGGAGGAUCGUCAGCUGGAACAGCUACUAGUGGAAACGGAAACUCGUCAUCAUCAGCUGCUGGAAACGGUGGAUCAACAGCCGCGUCAUCUGGAAACGGAAGACCAGGAUCAGCUAGUUCAGCUGAUUCCGGAGGAAACGGAGGCUCAUCUUCUGCAGCUUCUUCUAGUGGAAACGGAAACUCAGCCUCAGGAGCUGCUUCUGGUGGAAAUGGAGGAUCAGGAGCAUCCGCAGUUUCAUCAGGUAAUGGUCUAGGUAACAAUGGCUCAACAUCAUCAGCUGGUGGGAACAGUGGAUCAACAGCCGCUGCAUCAUCAGGAGCUGCUUCUAGUGGAAACGGAUUUUCAUCAGUAGGAUCUGCUUCCGGAGGAAACGGAGGAUCGUCUGCUGCAUCUUCUUCUGGUGGAAACGGAAACUCAGCCUCAGGAGCUGCUGCUGGAGGAAACGGAGGAACAGGAGCAUCAGCAGCUUCAUCAGGCUCAGCAUCAUCAGCUGAUGGGAACAGUGGAUCAGCGGCCUCGUCAUCUGGACCAGGAUCAGCCUCAGCAGCAUCAUCACGACCUGCAGCAUUAUCACGACCUGCAGCAUCAUCACGACCUUCAGCAUCUUCAGGAGCUGCUUCCGGAGGAAAUGAAGGAUCAUCUACUGCUGCUUCCUCUGGAGGUGGAAAUGGAUCUUCAUCAUCAGGAGCUGCCUCUAGUGGAAAUGGUGGCUCACCUUCUGCGGUUUCUUCUAGUGGAAACGGAAACUCAGCCUCAGGAGUUGCUUCUGGAGAAAACGGAGGAUCAGGAGCAUCAGCAGCCUCAUCAGGCAACAAUGGCUCAGCAUCAUCAGCUGGUGAAAACGGUGGAUCAGCAGCCGCGGCAUCAUCAGGACCUGGAGCAUCAUCAGGCGCUGCCUCGGGUGGAAACGGAUCUUCAUCAUCAGGCGCUGCCUCGGGUGGAAAUGGAUCUUCAUCAUCGGGAGCUGCCUCGAGUGGAAACGGAGGAUCAGGAGCAUCAGCAGCCUCAUCAGGUAAUGGUCUAGGUAACAAUGUCUCAGCAUCAUCAGCUGAUGGGAACAGUGGAUCAGCAGCCUCGUCAUCUGGACCAGGAUCAGCCUCAGCAGCAUCAUCACGACCUGCAGCAUUAUCACGACCUGCAGCAUCAUCACGACCUAAAGCAUCUUCAGGAGCUGCUUCCGGAGGAAAUGAAGGAUCAUCUACUGCUGCUUCCUCUGGAGGUGGAAAUGGAGCUUCAUCAUCAGCCUCUAGUGGAAACGGCGGCUCAGCUUCUGCGGCUUCUUCUGGUGGAAACGGAAACUCAGACUCAGGAGCUGCUGCUGGAGGAAACGGAGGAUCAGGAGCAUCAGCAGCUACAUCAGGCUCAGCAUCAUCAGCUGAUGGGAUCAGUGGAUCAUCAGCCUCGUCAUCUGGAAACGGAAGACCAGGAUCAGCCUCAGCAGCAUCAUCACGACCUGCAGCAUUAUCACGACCUGCAGCAUCAUCACGACCUUCAGCAUCUUCAGGAGCUGCUUCCGGAGGAAAUGAAGGAUCAUCUACUGCUGCUUCCUCUGGAGAUGGAAAUGGAUCUUCAUCAUCAGGAGCUGCCUCUAGUGGAAAUGGUGGCUCAGCUUCUGCAGUUUCUUCUAGUGGAAACGGAAACUCAGCCUCAGGAGCUGCUUCUGGAGAAAACGGAGGAUCAGGAGCAUCAGCAGCCUCAUCAGGCAACAAUGGCUCAGCAUCAUCAGCUGGUGGAAACGGUGGAUCAUCAGCCGCGGCAUCAUCAGGACCUGGAGCAUCAUCAGGCGCUGCCUCGGGUGGAAACGGAGGAUCAGGAGCAUCAGCAGCCUCAUCAGGUAAUGGUCUAGGUAACAAUGUCUCAGCAUCAUCAGCUGAUGGGAACAGUGGAUCAGCAGCCUCGUCAUCUGGACCAGGAUCAGCCUCAGCAGCAUCAUCACGACCUGCAGCAUUAUCACGACCUGCAGCAUCAUCAAGACCUUCAGCAUCUUCAGGAGCUGCUUCCGGAGGAAAUGAAGGAUCAUCUACUGCUGCUUCCUCUGGAGAUGGAAAUGGAUCUUCAUCAUCAGGAGCUGCCUCUAGUGGAAACGGCGGCUCAGCUUCUGCAGCUUCUUCUGGUGAAGGUAAUGUUUUAGGCAACAAUGGCUCAGCAUCAUCAGCUACUGGAAACGGUGGAUCAGCAGCCGCAUCAUCUGGAAACGGAAGACCAGGAUCAACAGCUGCAGCAUCAUCAGUACCUGGUGCAUCAUCAGGAGCUGCCACUAGUGAAAACGGAUCUUCAUCUGUAGGAUCUGCUUCCGGAGUCAACGGUGGCUCAUCUUCUGUAGCUUCUUCUGGUGGAAACGGAAACUCAGCCUCAGGAGCUGCUGCUGGAGGAAACGGAGGCUCAGGAUCAUCAGCUGCUUCAUCAGGCAACAAUGGCUCAGCAUCAUCAGCUGAUGGGAACAGUGGAUCGGCAGCCUCGUCAUCUGGACCAGGAUCAGCCUCAGCAGCAUCAUCACGACCUGCAGCAUUAUCACGACCUGCAGCAUCAUCACGACCUUCAGCAUCUUCAGGAGCUGCUUCCGGAGGAAAUGAAGGAUCAUCUACUGCUGCUUCCUCUGGAGGUGGAAAUGGAUCUUCAUCAUCAGGAGCUGCCUCUAGUGGAAAUGGUGGCUCACCUUCUGCGGUUUCUUCUAGUGGAAACGGAAACUCAGCCUCAGGAGCUGCUUCUGGAGAAAACGGAGGAUCAGGAGCAUCAGCAGCCUCAUCAGGCAACAAUGGCUCAGCAUCAUCAGCUGGUGGAAACGGUGGAUCAGCAGCCGCGGCAUCAUCAGGACCUGGAGCAUCAUCAGGCGCUGCCUCGGGUGGAAACGGAUCUUCAUCAUCAGGCGCUGCCUCGGGUGGAAAUGAAUCUUCAUCAUCAGGCGCUGCCUCGGGUGGAAAUGGAUCUUCAUCAUCGGGAGCUGCCUCGGGUGGAAACGGAGGAUCAGGAGCAUCAGCAGCCUCAUCAGGUAAUGGUCUAGGUAACAAUGUCUCAGCAUCAUCAGCUGAUGGGAACAGUGGAUCAGCAGCCUCGUCAUCUGGACCAGGAUCAGCCUCAGCAGCAUCAUCACGACCUGAAGCAUUAUCACGACCUGCAGCAUCAUCACGACCUUCAGCAUCUUCAGGAGCUGCUUCCGGAGGAAAUGAAGGAUCAUCUACUGCUGCUUCCUCUGGAGGUGGAAAUGGAACUUCAUCAUCAGCCUCUAGUGGAAACGGCGGCUCAGCUUCUGCGGCUUCUUCUGGUGGAAACGGAAACGCAGACUCAGGAGCUGCUGCUGGAGGAAACGGAGGAUCAGGAGCAUCAGCAGCCUCAUCAGGCAACAAUGGGUCAGCAUCAUCAGCUACUGGAAACAUUGGAUCAGCUCCAGCAUCAUCAGGAGCUGCCUCGAGUGGAAACGGAUCUUCAUCAGUAGGAUCUGCUUCCGAAGGAAACGGAGGCACGUCUGCUGCAUCUUAUACUGGUGGAAACGGAAACUCAGCCUCAGGAGCUGCUGCUGAAGGAAACGGAGGAUCAGGAGCAUCAGCAGCUACAUCAGGCAACAAUGGCUCAGCAUCAUCAGCUGGUGGAAACGGUGGAUCCGCAGCCUCUACAUCUGGAAACGGAAGGCCAGGAUCAGCUGCAGCAGCAUCUUCAGGACCUGGAGCAUCAUCAGCAGCUGCUUCCGGAGGAAACGGAGGAUCGUCAGCUGGGACUUCUGCUGGAGGAAAUGCAGGCCCAUCUGCUGUAGCUUCUUCUACUGGCGGAAACGGAGUAUCAUCAGUAGGCGCUGCCCCGGGUGUGAAUGGAUCUUCAUCAUCAGGAGCUGCCUCUAGUGGAAACGGAUCUUCAUCAGCCGGAGCAGCCUCGGGUGGAAACGGAGGAUCAGGAGCAUCAACCUCAUCAGGUAAUGGUAUAGGUAACAAUGGCUCAGCAUCAUCAGGUGGUGGGAACAGUGGAUCAGCUGCAGCAGCAUCAUCAGGACCUGGCGCAUCAUCAGGAACUGCCUCGAGUGGAAACGGAUCGUCAUCAGUAGGAUCUGCUUUCGGAGGAAACGGAGGCUCGUCUGCUGCAUCUUCUUCUGUUCGAAACGGAAACUCAGCCUCAGGAGCUGCUGCUGGAGGAAACGGAGGAUCAGGGGCAUCAGCAGCCUCAUCAGGCAACAAUGGGUCAGCAUCAUCAGCUGGUGGAAACGGUGGAUCAGCAGCCGCGUCAUCUGGAAACGGAAGACCAGGAACAGCAGUUGCAGCAUCAUCAGGACCUGGAGCAUCAUCAGUAGCAGCUGCCUCUGGUGGAGACGGAAACUCAGCCUCAGGAGCUGCUAUUGGAGGAAACGGAGCAUCAGGAGCAGCGUCAUCAGGUAAUAAUGACUCAGCAUCAUCAGCUGGUGGAAACGGUGGAUCAGCAGCCACGUCAUCUGGAAACGGAAGACCAGAAACAGCAGCCGCGGCAUCAUCAGGACCUGGUGCAUCAUCAGGAGCUGCCUCGAGUGGAAACGAAUCUUCAUCAUCAGGAGCAGCAUCGUCAGGAAACAGCUCAGGAUCAUCAGCAGCAUCUGGAGGACCUGGAUCAACCGCGGGAGCAUCUUCUAGUGGAAACGGAAACUCAGCUAGUGGAGCUGCCUCUGGUGGAAACGGUGGCUCAGCAUCAUCAGCUGGUGUGAAUGGUGGAUCAGUAGCCGCGGCAUCAUCAGGACCUGGAGCAUCAUCAGGAGCUGUUUCUAGUGGAAACGGAGGCUCAUCAGCUGGAACAGCUUCUGAUGGAAACGAAAACUCAGCCUCAGGAGCUGCUACAUCAUCGGGACCUGGUGGGUCAUCAGGAGCUGCGUCAUCAGGAAACGGAUCAGCAUCAUCAGCAGCAUCUGGAGGGCCUGGAUCAGUCUCGGCAGCAUCUUCUGGUGGAAACGGAAACUCAGCUAGUGGAGCUGCCUCUGCUGGAAACGGUGGAACUGCUGCAGGAGCGUCCUCUGGUGGAAAUUCUGGAUCUGCAUCAUCCUCAAACGAAAACGGUGGAUCAGCAUCAUCCUCAAAUGGAAACGGUGCAUCAGCAUCUUCCGCUAAUGGAAACGGUGGAUCAGCGUCAUCCGCUAGUGGAAACGUUGGAUCAGCAUCAUCCACUAAUGGAAACGGCGGUUCAGCAGCCUCUGCAUCUGGUGCAGCAGGUUCAGCCGCAUCAGGGGGAAGUAAUGGUUCCUCAGCAUCAUCAGCUGGAGGAUACGGUGGACCGGUAGCGUCAGCAGCAUCAUCAGGAAUUGGUCCAAGAUACUAUAGGCCAAGAUCUGCGUCAUCUGGCUACUUCAAGGGUCGAAGUGCUGGAUCCACAGCGUCAUCCGGCCCAGGCGGUUACAACGGAGCAUCAUACUUUGGUAACGGUGGUGGCUCAGCAUCAUCAACCAGUCAAAACCGUGGUGAACCCGUCUUCCAUUGCACCAGUGGAUAUUAUACCUAUCCUAUAGUAGAAUACAGUGGAAACUCUGGAUCAGGAGCCUCGGCCUCUGAUAAUGAUGGAGCUGGCUCAGCCGCAUCAAAUGGGAACAAUGGAUCUUCUGCAGCCUCAUCAAGUGGAAAUAGUGGGGCUAGUUCAGCCGCAUCAGGAGGAAAUACAGGAUCAGCAGCAUCCACAUCAGGAAACAGUAGCGCAAGUUCAGCCUCAUCCAAUGGAGACAGUGCAUCAGGAGUAGCGUCAAGUGGAAACAAUGGAUCUUCAGCAGCAUCCUCAUCAGGAAACGGUGGAGCAAGUUCAGCCUCAUCCAAUGGAAACAACAGUGCCUCAACAGUAGCGUCAAGUGGAAACAAUGGAUCAGCAGCAUCAACCUCAGAAAACGGUGGAGCUACUUCAGCUGCUUCAGGCGGAAGCAACGGCUCUGCUUCAAGUGGAAGCUCAGGAUCAUCAUCAGCCGCCACUUCAAACGACGGAUCAUCAUCAGCUUCAACUACUAACGGUAGAAACGCGGGAUCUUCAACAGCAUCUGGUGGAAACAGCGGAUCUGCGUCUGCUGCGAACCGUGGGUCGUCGUCUUCAUCAUCAGGGAGCGGGUCAGGUGCUGCUGCGUCCAGUCGAGGUGCACCUCCAGGGUCUUCGGCCUCCACGGCGUCAGCGGCUGGGAAUGGCGCCGCCACUUCCACUGUUGUCAAUCGAAACAGGGAAUCCGGAUCUGCAGCAAACGGCUCUUCAGCCACGGCAGCAACCAGUGGCUACAACGGCAGAAACAUCGGAUCUACCGCCGCAGCCUCCAGUUAGAAUAGAAUAGAA